GCAUGCUGGUAGAGCUUUUGAAGAGAAAUGAAACUGAGAAUAGGAAAGGAUGACCAAAGACGGGACGCUCCCAGUCUGUGGAAAGAGAGAGAGAGAGACAGAAGUCUGAGAGAGAAGGAGCAUCUCGAUAGCUGAAAGAAGAUAUCUGUUCAUUCCAAACACAUUUUCUACCAUCUACUGGACGGCAAGAUGGCGUUAGUCUCAAGCCCUGGAAGAAAAAACAGCCAUGUCUUCAAUAUGACCUCUCCUAGAGCAUUACCCAGUGACCCCAUUGAGAAGAAUCUGACAUGCUCAAUCUGCAUGGAUGUUUUUGUGGAUCCUGUCACUACAGAUUGUGGCCAUUCCUUCUGUAAUAAAUGUCUGAAUAUCCACUUUAGUUACAAUGAUAAGAUGUGCCCUCUAUGCAAGAAGUACCUGAACAAAGCUCCAGGUGUGAACAUCGUCCUGAGAAACAUUGUCCAACAGUUUAAAAAGACCCCAGAGAAAAAUGAUGAUGAGUUCACUGGGGCACCUCGUGAGGUCGCCUGCGACAUUUGCACGGAACCAAAGCUAAAGGCCAAGAAAUCCUGCCUUGUGUGUCUUGCCUCGUACUGUUCGACUCACCUGAAAAAUCAUUUAUCAAGUGAAAGGCUGAAGGGUCACAAGUUGGUUGAACCUGUGGACGACCUCGAUGAGAGGGCCUGUCUGACUCAUGGCCGCCCCCUGGAGCUGUACAGCAAAAGGCAGCAGAAAUGCAUUUGUGUACGCUGUAUGAAGGAAGGUCAGGAGGAGGUUGUCUCCACUGAAGAUGAAUGGGACAGGAAGAAGACUAUACUCGCAAGCACUAAGACAGCAUUACAACAGAAAAUUAAGAAGAGAAUGACGAAGAUCGAGGAGAUUGAUAUGUCUCGACAGAGCUGCAAGGGACACCUGGAGGAUGAGUGGUGGGAAAUUGACAGUGUGUUCACAGCUGUGCUUGCCAUGGUGGAGGAAGCCCAUGCAACAGCUCUUCAGCCACUGAAGGAAAGGAUGCUGGUUUUGGAGCAAGAGGCAAAAGAACUCACAAACGAGUUGGAAACAGAGGUCAACAGACUCGAGAGGGCGAUCUCUGAGCUUGAUGAUAUAUCUGUGCUCGAGGAUCACAUCCUUUUUCUGCAGAGAUACCCAUCUCUACAAGAUAUGGACGACAUCAAAGACUGGACCAAUGUAGAGCUUGACACAACACUGUCUUUUGGCACCAUGAGAAAAACCACAAUAACCAUGAUGGAAAAAAUUCAAGAGAAACUGGAGAAGCUGUCCUCAAUUGAACUUAUGAGACUUCCAAAGUUUACAGUGGACGUAAAGCUUGACCCAGCCACCGCUCACAAGCGUCUUGUUGUUUCUGAUGAUGGGAAGGAAGUGAAAGACGCUGGCGAGGACCAAAUAGUAGAUGAUGCUCCAGAGAGGUUUGAUCGGUUUGGCAGUGUCCUGGGUCUCAACAGGUUGGCCUCUGGGAAGUCCUACUGGGAGGUGGAGGUCAUCAACAAGACCGGUUGGGAUGUUGGCGUAGCAAGAGGUGACGCAAACCGUAGGGGGAAACUCUCAAUCAAUCCAGAUAAUGGUUACUGGGUUGCCGUACAUUAUGAAGGGGGAAAGUACGCAGCCCUGACAGAUCCACCACUUCGUCUCACCCUGGAUGAGAAGCCUCAGAAGGUGGGGGUGUUUGUGGACUCCGAGGAAGGUCUUGUGUCCUUCUAUGAUGUUACGGCUCAAUCUCACAUCUACUCCUUUGCCGAGUGUUCAUUCACUGAUGAGCUCUUCCCAUAUUUCAGUCCACAUGUAAAAGUAAAUGAUAUGAACUCUGAUCCUCUGAUUAUCUCUUAA
This is a messenger RNA of Scomber scombrus (Atlantic mackerel), 1842 nucleotides long. RefSeq names its product E3 ubiquitin-protein ligase TRIM39-like. The coding region runs from base 190 to 1842 and encodes 550 amino acids. Lineage: Eukaryota; Metazoa; Chordata; Actinopteri; Scombriformes; Scombridae. The transcript has 8 exons. The record is from RefSeq and is a predicted model, not a curated record. Gene Ontology annotation, molecular function: protein binding.